GCGCCCCGCCCCGCGCCGCCGCCGGGGCCCGGCACCGCCGCCGCCGCCACCGGGCCCCGCUCUGCCGCCGCCGCCGGGCGGCUGUGCUGUGACCAGCAUCCCAGCCCAGUGCCCUGCCGUGGGGGCAAGAGUGCCCCAAGCCCUCAUCCACCAUGUUCAACCUGAUGAAGAAGGACAAAGAGAAGGAUGGGGCCCGGAAGGAGAAGAAGAAAGAGAAAAAGGAGCGAAUGUCAGCAGCUGAACUCAAGAGCCUGGAGGAGAUGAGCAUGCGCCGGGGCUUCUUCAACCUCAACCGUGCCUCCAAGCGGGACUCCAAGACCCGCCUGGAGAUCUCCAACCCCAUCCCCAUUAAAGUGGCCAGUGGCUCUGAGCUGCACCUCACAGAUAUUGACUCCGACAGCAACCGGGGCAGCAUCAUCUUGGACUCAGGCCACCUGAGCACGGCCAGCUCCAGCGAUGAUCUCAAGGCGGACGAUACCAACUUCAAGGGCUCGGUGCUGCAGCGGGCAGCCAAGUUUGGCUCCUUGGCCAAGCAGAACUCCCAGGUGAUUGUCAAACGCUUCUCCUUCUCCCAGAAAAGCCGGGAUGAGAGCACCUCAGAGACCUCCACGCCCUCUGAGCACUCAGCAGCCCCCUCUCCUCAGGUGGAGGUGCGCAUGCUGGACACCCCGCUGGACAAGCAGGGGGCUCCCCCCGGACAGCCCUGCACCCCUCCUGCCGCCUCCCUGCGUGCCAGGGUGCCGGAGCUCAUUGGUAAGAAGUUCCCUGCCGAGCUUCGGCUGCCCGCCCUGGUGCCCCCGCAGCCCCCCACGCCACGGCAGCUGGAGCUGCAGAGGCGCAACACGGGCGAUUUCGGCUUCUCCCUGCGCCGCACCACCAUGCUGGACCGCGGCCCCGACGGGCAGGUGUACCGGCGCGUCGUGCACUUCGCCGAGCCCGGAGCCGGCACCAAGGACUUGGCCUUGGGCUUGGUGCCGGGAGACCGGCUGGUGGAGAUCAACGGGAGGAACGUGGAGAGCAAAUCCCGGGAUGAGAUCGUGGAGAUGAUCCGGCAGUCGGGGGACACGGUGCAGCUGAAGGUGCAGCCCAUCCUGGAGCUGAGCGAGCUGAGCCGCUGCUGGCUGCGGGGCGGCCAGGGGACACGCCGUGCUGCCUGGGAUCUGGACCCCGCCGCCUCCGCCUCGGCACCCAGCCAGGUACUGUACCCCCGUCCUCAGGAGCCCUCUGCCUCCACCAGCGACCCCCUGCCAUCCUCUGUGUGCCUCUGGGCUGGCGUCUGCGCCCGCGCCUCCUGCUGGAGUGGUCCAGCGGACGAUGCGCCGGCAGCUCCCCUCGGCCCCGUCCCUGCUGCAGCUCAGGCCAAGACAGAGGAGCAGAUAGCAGCUGAGGAGGCCUGGUACGAGACCGAGAAGGUGUGGCUGGUGCACAGGGAUGGCUUCUCCUUGGGCAGCCAGCUGCGGCCGGAGGCGGGCAGUCCCCUGCCCGAGGGCAAGGUGAAGGUGAAACUGGACCACGAUGGAGCCGUCUUGGAGGUGGAGGAGGACGAUGUGGAGAAGGCAAACCCCCCGUCCUGUGACCGUGUCGAGGACCUCGCCAGCCUCCUCUACCUCAACGAGUCCAGCACGCUGCACACGCUGCGCCAGCGCUACGGCGGCAACCUCCUGCACACCUACGCCGGGCCCACCAUGGUCAUCAUCAACCCGCUGAGCUCCCCCUCCAUGUACUCCGAGAAGGUGAUGCACAUGUUCAAGGGGUGCCGCAGGGAGGACACGUCCCCGCACAUCUACGCGGUGGCGCAGGCGGCGUACCGCAGCAUGCUGAUGAGCCGCCAGGACCAGGCCAUCGUCCUGCUGGGCGCCAGCGGCAGCGGCAAAACCACCAACUGCCAGCACCUGGUGCAGUACCUCGCCACCAUCGCCGGCAGCACCGGCAAGGUGUUCUCUGUGGAGAAGUGGCAGGCUCUCUACACCAUCCUGGAGGCUUUUGGCAAUAGCAGCACUGGCAUGAACGGCAACGCCACGCGCUUCUCCCAGAUCAUCUCCCUGGACUUCGACCAGGCCGGGCAGGUGGCGUCUGCCUCUGUACAGACCCUGCUGCUGGAGAAACUGCGUGUGGCCCGGCACCCGGCCAACGAGGCCACCUUCAAUGUCUUCUACUACCUGCUGGCCUGCUCUGACAGCACCCUGAGGACUGAGCUUCACUUCAACCACCUGGCAGAGAACAAUGUCUUCGGCAUCGUGCCCCCCUCCAAGCCAGAGGAAAAGCAGAAGGCAACCCAGCAGUUCAGCAAGCUCCUGACAGCCAUGAAGGUGAUGGGCAUCUCAGGAGAUGAGCAGAAAGCCUUCUGGCUCAUCCUGGGGGCCAUCUACCAUCUGGGAGCUGCUGGGGCAACCAAAGAGCCACUGGCAGAUGGAGCUGACGCCGACGAAGCUGGGAGGAAGCAGUUUGCACGGCACGAGUGGGCUCAGAAAGCCGCCUACCUGCUGGGCUGCAGCCUGGAGGAGCUCUCCUCUGCCAUCUUCAAGCACCAGCCCAAGGGCACCCUGCAGCGCUCCACCUCCUUCCGCCAGGGCCCCGACGAGUCUCCCCUGGGGGACAGCGGCACAGGUCCCAAGCUGACGGCGCUGGAGUGCCUGGAGGGCAUGGCAGCUGGCUUGUACUCUGAGCUCUUCACACUCCUCAUCUCCCUCCUCAACAGGGCGCUGAAGUCGAGCCAGCACUCAGUGUGCUCCGUGACAGUGGUGGACACCCCUGGGGCACAGAACCCCAAGCUGGCAGGGCAAAGCCGGGGUGCCACCUUUGAGGAGCUGUGCCACAACUACGCCCAGGAGCGCCUGCAGCAGCUCUUCCACCAGCGCACCUUCGCCCGCGAGCUGGAGCGAUACAAGGAGGAGAACAUAGAGCUCGCCCUGGCUGAUGCUGAGCCCAGCUCCUCUGGCUCCAUAGCUGCUGUGGACCAGUCCUCACACCAGGCACUGGUCCGGUCUCUGGCCCGCACGGACGAGGCGCGGGGGCUGCUGUGGCUUCUGGAGGAGGAGGCUCUGCAGCCGGGGGGCAACGAGGACACCUUGCUGGAGCGGCUCUUCUCCUACUACGGCCCCCAGGAAGGGGGUAAAGAAGGGCACAACCCGCUGCUCCCCAGUGACAAACCCCGACACUUCCUCCUGGGACACAGCUCGGGGACCAACUGGGUGGAGUACGACGCUACGGGAUGGCUCAACUACGUCAAGCACAACCCGGCCUCCCAAAACGCCUCUUCCCUGCUGCAGGAGUCCCAGAAGAAGGUGAUCAGCAGCCUGUUUGCGGGGCGCGGCGGCUCGGCGCUCGUGCUGUCGGGCUCGGUGGCGGGGCUGGAGGGCGGCUCCCAGCUGGCCCUGCGCCGCGCCACCAGCAUGCGCAAGACCUUCACCACCGGCGUGGCCGCCGUCAAGAAGAAAUCCCUCUGCAUCCAGAUCAAGCUGCAAGUGGACGCCCUCAUCGACAGCAUCAAGAAGUCCAAGCUGCACUUUGUGCACUGCUUCCUGCCCAAGGCGGGGGCUGGUGGGGACCCCCAGGCCGUGCUGUGCCGGCGGGUGAGCAGCAGUGAGCUGGAGCUGCCGGCAGAGCACUGCGAGGCCGGGCUGAUGCAGCUGGACGUGCCCCUGCUGCGCGCGCAGCUCCGCGGCUCCCGCCUGCUCGACGCCCUCCGCAUGUACCGCCAAGGUUACCCUGACCACAUGGUGUUUGCGGAGUUCAGGCGGCGCUUUGAUGUCCUGGCCCCACACCUGACCAAAAAGCACGGGCGCAACUACAUCGUGGUGGAUGAGAAGCGGGCAGUGGAGGAGCUCCUGGAAUCGCUGGACCUGGAGAAGAGCAGCUACCACAUGGGCUUGAGCCGGGUGUUUUUCCGGGCUGGAUCGCUGGCCAGGCUGGAGGAGCAGCGGGACACGCAGACCAGCAGGAACAUCACCCUUUUCCAGGCAGCGUGCAGGGGCUUCCUGGCACGGCAGCACUUCAAGAAGAGAAAGAUCCAGGAUUUGGCCAUCCGGUGCGUGCAGAAGAACAUCAAGAAGAACAAAGGGGUGAAGGAUUGGCCCUGGUGGAAGCUCUUCACCACCGUGCGGCCCCUCAUCGAGGUGCAGCUCACCGAGGACCAGAUCCGUGGCAAAGACGAAGAGAUCCAGCAGCUGAAGAGCAAACUUGAGAAGGUGGAGAAGGAGCGCAACGAGCUGCGGCUCAACAGCGACCGCCUGGAGAGCAGGAUCACAGAACUGACAUCGGAGCUGACGGACGAGCGCAACACCGGCGAGUCGGCCUCCCAGCUGCUGGACGCUGAGACGGCUGAGAGGCUGCGGGCUGAGAAGGAGAUGAAGGACCUGCAGGCCAAGUACGAUGCCCUGAAGAAGCAGAUGGAGUCGAUGGAGAUGGAGGUGAUGGAGGCUCGGCUCAUCCGGGCGGCUGAGCUCAAUGGGGAGCUCGACGAUGAUGAUUCAGGUGGCGAAUGGCGGCUGAAAUACGAGCGAGCGGUGCGGGAGAUCGACUUCACCAAGAAACGGCUGCAGCAGGAGCUGGAGGACAAGCUGGAGGUGGAGCAGCAGGGCAAGAGACAGCUGGAGCGCAAGCUGGCGGACCUGCAGGCGGACAGCGAGGAGAGCCAGCGGGCGCUGCAGCAGCUGAAGAAGAAGUGCCAGCGCCUGGCUGCCGAGCUGCAGGACACCAAGCUGCACCUUGAGGGACAGCAGGGACGCAACCAUGACCUGGAGAAGAAGCAACGGAGGUUUGACAGCGAGCUCUCGCAGGCGCACGAGGAGGCGCAGCGGGAGCGGCUGCAGCGGGAGAAGCUGAGCCGAGAGAAGGAUGUGCUGGUGGCCGAGGUCUUUGGCCUCAAGCAGCUGCUGGAGGACAGGGACUCGGACAUCGCAGGGCUGACGCAGAAGGCAGAGGCGCUGGAGGCAGAGCUGCAGGACAUCUCCUCCCAGGAGUCAAAGGAUGAAGCCUCCCUGGCCAAGGUGAAGAAACAGCUGAGGGACCUAGAGGCGAAGGUCAAAGACCAGGAGGAGGAACUGGAUGAGCAGGCUGGGACCAUCCAGAUGCUGGAGCAGGCGAAGCUGCGGCUGGAGAUGGAGAUGGAGCGGCUGCGGCAGACCCACGCCAAGGAGGUGGAGAGCCGUGAUGAGGAGGUGGAGGAGAUCCGGCAGUCAUGCCAGAAGAAGCUGAAGCAGAUGGAGGUGCAGCUGGAGGAGGAGUAUGAGGACAAGCAGAAGGUGCUGAGAGAGAAGCGGGAGCUGGAGAGCAAGUUAUCUGCUGUCAGCGAGCAGGCCAACCAGCGGGACUUUGAGACGGAAAAGCGCCUGCGCCGGGACCUGAAGAGAACGAAGGCGCUGCUGGCUGAUGCUCAGAUCAUGCUGGACCACCUGAAAAACAACGCACCCAGCAAGAGGGAGAUCACCCAGCUCAAGAAUCAGCUGGAAGAGUCGGAGUUCACCUGUGCAGCCGCUGUCAAGGCCCGCAAAUCCAUGGAGGUGGAGAUCGAGGACCUCCACCUGCAGAUUGAUGACCUUGCCAAGGCCAAGGGAGCGCUGGAGGAGCAGCUGAGCCGUCUGCAGCGGGAAAAGAAUGAAGUGCAGAGCCGGCUGGAGGAGGACCAGGAGGACAUGAAUGAGCUGAUGAAGAAGCACAAGGCAGCUGUGGCCCAGGCAUCCCGGGACCUGGCACAGAUGAAUGACCUCCAGGCACAGCUGGAGGAGGUCAGCAAGGAGAAGCAGGAGCUGCAGGAGAAGCUGCAAGGUCUGCAGAGCCAGCUGGAGUUCCUGGAGCAAUCCAUGGUGGACAAGUCGCUGGUGAGCCGGCAGGAGGCCAAGAUCCGUGAGCUGGAGACCAGGCUGGAGUUCGAGAGGACACAAGUCAAGCGCCUGGAGAGCCUGGCCACGCGGCUGAAGGAGAACAUGGAGAAGCUGACGGAGGAGCGGGAUCAGCGCGCGGCCGCCGAGAACCGGGAGAAGGAGCAGAACAAGAGGCUGCAGCGGCAGCUCCGCGACGUCAAGGAGGAGAUGGGCGAGCUGGCCAAGAAGGAGGCAGAAGCCAGCCGCAAGAAGCACGAGCUGGAGAUGGACCUGGAGAGCCUGGAAGCUGCCAACCAGAGCCUGCAGUCAGACCUGAAGCUGGCCUUCAAGCGCAUCGGGGACCUGCAGGCGGCCAUCGAGGAUGAGAUGGAGAGUGACAGCAAUGAGGACCUCAUCAACAGUUUGCAGGACAUGGUGGCAAAGUAUCAGAAAAGAAAGAGUAAAAUCGACGGUGACUCAGAUGUGGACUCAGAGCUGGAGGAGCGCGUGGAUGGGGUGAAGUCUUGGCUCUCCAAGAACAAAGGCUCCUCCAAAACGCUCUCUGAUGAUGGCAGCCUGAAGGGCAGCAGCCCCACGAGCUCCCGGCACACCUUCACCUACGACAGAUGGGACGACGAGCAGGACGCCGGGGACAGCACACGCCGCUCGUCCCGCAGCUCCCCCAGUGCCAGCGAGGCGGAGAGCCGGGCUGCCGAGACCCCCGCCUAGCCCCCCGCCACCGCCGCUUCCCACCGCCCCGGGAGGGAGCGCUCAGCCCCGGGGCCGCCCCGGGCAGCCGGUAUUUGUUCUGCACGGGUUUGGGGGGCACACACGGGGGGAGCAGCCCGGCCGGCUCGCUGGCUGCACCCCCCUCCCUCCCACCUCCUGUCUGUCCCUGGCGGCGGAGUCGGCUGCUCCGGCACCCGGGAUUUAUUCCUCAGUGCCUGCUGGCACCUUGUUUUGUAACUUAAACUCCCCCCUUCGGCACCCUGCCGUCCUCUUACACCCCUUUUAGUUGAGCCAAAGACGUCUCUCGCUGGCCGGGCCCUGGGGAGCAGCCGGGAGGGGGACAUGGGGAGAGGGUCCCAUGUGCCCACCCGGGUUUUUGUGACCCCCCCCCCAGCCCCCCACCUCUGCCUGGCUGUUUUGCACUAGCCCAGCUGUGCAUCUUCCCCCACUCUCUUUACUUUCAGUAUGAAAAUAAACGUCAUUUCUGGCUGGUGA
Zonotrichia leucophrys gambelii is the source of this 7025-nucleotide messenger RNA. RefSeq names its product myosin XVIIIA (gene MYO18A). The record is from RefSeq and is a predicted model, not a curated record. Gene Ontology annotation, molecular function: cytoskeletal motor activity; actin filament binding; ATP binding. Gene Ontology annotation, cellular component: cytoplasm; myosin filament; myosin II complex. Gene Ontology annotation, biological process: actomyosin structure organization. Lineage: Eukaryota; Metazoa; Chordata; Aves; Passeriformes; Passerellidae. The transcript has 45 exons. The coding region runs from base 153 to 6530 and encodes 2125 amino acids.